Molecule: messenger RNA, 1941 nt
Organism: Orbilia oligospora ATCC 24927
Lineage: Eukaryota; Fungi; Ascomycota; Orbiliomycetes; Orbiliales; Orbiliaceae
Exons: 4
Coding region: 1-1941 (646 amino acids)
Biological process (GO): mitochondrial respiratory chain complex III assembly; protein insertion into mitochondrial inner membrane from matrix
Cellular component (GO): mitochondrial inner membrane
Molecular function (GO): ATP hydrolysis activity; ATP binding
Source: RefSeq, a predicted model, not a curated record
AUGGAGGCCAUCUCAGCGGUUCUCCCAGGCCUGGCGGCUUCUGCCACAGGUGACCCUGAUAGUGGUUUUCCAGGGGGGAUGUUUAUUGGCAGUAUGAUGGCCUCCGCCGGAAUCGAUCCGUCUGUGUUAGUUAAAAUCGGUGUGACGCUUACUAUAAUUGCAUCGGUUUUCGGUUUUCUAAGUAAUGCGUGGGAAGGAAUUACGCAGAUUUCAAAGUUCUUUUCGGACAAUUUGGUAUCGUCUGCUACGAUCCGGUCCACAGACGAAGCAUACGUUUAUGUUAUGCGGUGGCUUUAUAAUCAUAAAAUCUCUACAGAUUCGCGGCUUUUCGGUGUUACAUGCCGAAAAAACCAGAUGAAUCCUAAUUAUCGUCAACAUGCUAGAUGGUAUGGUCAAGAUCCUGUCGAUGAUACCGAAAGUGACGGUAUCGACCUUAUAGAUGAUGACCUUGGUCCCAAACUUAAAUAUACCGCCGCCCCAGGUUUCUAUCAUUUCUUCUACAAGAAGAGACUUGUGCUUAUGCAAAGAAAGCUCAAGGAUGACUAUUACGGUUUUGAAGAGCCCGAUGUCGACCUAACUUUGUUCACUUUUGGCCGUUCACCACUUACGCUUCGUACUAUUCUUGAGGAGGCAAGAACUGAGUAUCUCAUGGAGCAAAGAUCCAGCACAUUGAUUCACACUACUGUAGCAACUUAUCCGCCUACCUGGUCUUUGGGCCAUCCGAAGCCCUCUCGAACACUUGACUCAGUUAUUAUGGCAGAAUCUGAUAAAGAAAAACUGUUGAAGGAUAUGAAGGAGUAUCUUAAGCCUACAGCAAAGAGAUGGUACCACAAGCACGGCCUUCCGUAUAGAAGGGGCUAUCUAUUUUACGGUUUACCUGGAGCUGGAAAGACAUCCCUCACCUUAGCUUUAGCUAGCGAGCUUAGCCUUCCGAUUUAUUGCCUGUCUCUUGCAUCUAGCACUAUGGCAGACGAUGUCCUUUUGGGAUUAUUCGCCACUCUACCCAAAAAAUGUAUUAUCUUGCUGGAGGAUAUCGACAGCGCUGGUAUUGAUCGACAGUCCAUGAGUGGGGUUGGACUUUAUACUGCUAUGGCCAGCAAGAAUGAUGAGGACGAUGAGGACGAAGAAGAAGACGAAAUCAGGAAGCGCGAAGAGAAGAAAAAACUCGCGGCUUUGAAAUCAGGAAGCACAGUCAGUUUAUCCGGGUUGCUAAACGCUAUCGAUGGUAUUUCCAGCCACGAAGGUAGAAUUUUGAUCAUGACAACAAAUUACCGAGAACUUUUGGAUAAAGCUCUAAUCCGACCUGGGCGUGUUGAUAUGGAGAUCAAGUUUGGAAAUGCGGAUAUUGAAAUCCUAGAAGGACUUUUCAAGGCUGUUUAUUCGGAUGAUGGAGAUUUACAGGACUUUAUUCGCGGUGCAGAGAAGAUGACGAAAGAGGAACGCAAACAGAAACACAACGAGAAAAUCGAGAAAUUGGCCGUGGAAUUCGGCUUACGCGUUCCUUCUGAUAAAUUCACGCCAGCGGAGGUUCAAGGAUAUCUUUUGAGUCACAAAUCCGACCCUGAGGACGCUUUAGACUGUUUGGAUGAUUGGCUCAAAUCGAAACUCAGUGAACUUGAUCUUCUACAAGAGUCUGAGAAGAAAGCUAAGGAGAGGCUUCAGAGAGCUACUGAGAAGAAGAUUAAGGAGCUUCAGAAGAAGAAGCGUGAUAGAAUCAAGGAAGAAAGGAAGGAGAAGGAAGAGGAGGAGAAAGAGGAAAAGGAGAAAAAGGAAAAGGAGGAGAAAGAGAAGAAGGAGAAGGAGGAGAAGGAGAAAGAGGUUAAAACGGAAGACAAGAGCAAAAUGGUGAACGGUACCAGCGAAAAACUCACAAAUGGGGUUUCUGAAAAAGAAAAGAAGAGUGAACCGGAAGUGCAAGCUGCCGCUGACUCUAAAUCUUGA